AAAAUUAUUUUUUCUUUUCGCUCAACAUGGCAGAUCAUCAGGUCGAACGUGCUUUCCAAAAGCAACAAGGAGUAAAUCUUAAUCGUAACAUCCGGUUCCAAGGAAAGAAACCAAAAUCAACUCGUCUUCACCGUAAUGUUGGACUUGGAUUCAAAACACCAAAAGAGGCAGUCUCUGGACAUUAUAUCGAUAAGAAAUGUCCAUUUACUGGUAUGGUUUCAAUUCGUGGAAGAAUUUUGACUGGAGUCGUACGAAAAAUGAAGAUGCAAAGAACAAUUGUCAUUCGUCGUGAUUUCUUACAUUUCGUUAAAAAAUACAGUCGUUUUGAAAAGAGACACAAAAAUAUGAGCGUACAUUUAUCACCUUGCUUCCGCGAUGUUGAGCUCGGAGAUGUUGUCACAGUUGGAGAAUGUCGUCCACUCUCAAAGACAGUCAAGUUUAAUGUAUUGAAGGUCAGCAAAGUUGCUGGAUCAAAGAAGAAGUUCCAGAAAUUCUAAAUUGUUUAAAUACAUUCUUCAUUAUGUAUCAAGAUCCAAGAACAUAAUAUUAAAUAAAAUCAAGAAAAACACAUUGGAUUAUUUGUAAUUUAAGGUCAUCCUAAGAACCAA
Chironomus riparius is the source of this 608-nucleotide messenger RNA. NCBI's taxonomy places the organism in Eukaryota, Metazoa, Arthropoda, Insecta, Diptera, Chironomidae. The record is from the annotation of a GenBank genome assembly.